This is a messenger RNA of Ornithodoros turicata, 1869 nucleotides long. RefSeq names its product phosphopantothenate--cysteine ligase-like (gene Ppcs). The transcript is spliced from 7 exons. Gene Ontology annotation, cellular component: cytoplasm; nucleus. Gene Ontology annotation, biological process: coenzyme A biosynthetic process. Bases 344 to 1273 code for a protein of 309 amino acids. The record is from RefSeq and is a predicted model, not a curated record. Gene Ontology annotation, molecular function: phosphopantothenate--cysteine ligase activity. NCBI's taxonomy places the organism in Eukaryota, Metazoa, Arthropoda, Arachnida, Ixodida, Argasidae.
AUUGAAACGCUGCGCUACGAUGCUCAAUCAUUUCAAGUUUACAAGAAUCGAAUCGUCUUGACAACUUUAGAAUGCGACCCUGCCUCGAGUAAUUGCUGAGCACGGCAUUUGUGCACUUUAUAGGUCGCUACCCUGAUAAUUCACUGUUGGUGACAGAUAUCUCCUACAACUUCUGCCAGAUAAAGUUCGAUGACUGAGUCAUCAUCAUGACGUCGCAUGGAAUAUGAACCUCCGAAGAUAAGAAGACACACAAAGGGUGAGGACGAUAAUCGACGGCUGCUCUCUGUGGACAUACCGAUAGAAGACUCGCAAACGAAGCUCCUCACUGGGAAGUGGCGUCGCUAUGCUGGAAAACGAGAAACAGUUCUUCAUCGAGAACAAGCCUUCCUUGGAGUACGAGAAGAACAAGCGACGAAUCGACGAUUUCUGCCGCGAAUAUUUGCCUACCGGUCUACGCAUCGCAUUGGUUACGUCAGGCGGAACCUCAGUACCGUUGGAGCACAAUACAGUGCGGUUUGUUGAUAACUUCAGUGCGGGCACACGAGGUUCAGCAUCAACGGAAUAUUUCCUCAAACAAGGCUAUGCCGUGAUAUUUCUUCAUCGUUCGAGCAGUUUAAAGCCUUUCCUGAGGCAUUUCAAGGACGGGCUUCUUGAGUACCUUGAAAUAACAGAAGGAGAUGUUCCGCAAAUCAAAGUGCAACAGAAGGAUCUGCCAGCUGUACUCCCUGUGGUUCGUGCAUACCAAACCACCAUGAGGGAAGGUAGGCUUCUCCUGGUGCCUUUCACCACUCUCGUGGACUACCUGUUCCUACUGAAAGCAGCCGCUGCUGCACUGGCCCCCUUCAAGCAGAGGGCACUCCUGUACUUGGCAGCAGCUGUGUCUGACUUCUACAUACCUGCAGAAAAAAUGGCACAGCACAAGAUUCAUUCUGACGAAGGGCCCCUCCAGCUUCAUCUGCAGCUCGUGCCCAAGAUAUUGAAGCCUCUCGUCUGGCUGUGGACUCCAGAUGCCUUCGUCAUCUCAUUCAAGCUGGAAACUGACCACAGUAUCCUCAUUGAAAAGGCAAGGAAAGCCCUGAGGACCUACAAGCAUAAGCUGGUGAUAGCCAAUGAACUUCAGUCAAGGAAGUACAAAGUCUUCAUGGUGGCUCCUUCAAAGAAUGAGGAAGAGAUUAGCCUGACCCAAGAGGAGAUGUUAUCAGGGAAAGAAAUUGAAGAAAUUAUCAUCAGUGAUGUCACAAGGAGGCACACACAACACAUGGCAAAUAGUUGACUCAUCUAUAUUACUAAUUCUGUUGCCCUGAGUGAGAAAGUCCAGCUUAGAUAUUUCUGGAGAGGAUAUUUUCAGUAGGGCAUCCUUCACUGAUGCAAUUUGUUGAUACAACAUAGACCAUUCAUUUCAGUCCUGCAUAUAGUAGAAUAUAAAAUGAAAUAUUAUGCAUUUGUUCGCGAAAGAGCCUCAAUUUGAGUAUUUGAGCACUUUUAAACUGUAUAUGAGAGGUACUUCACCACACUUCGAUGGAUUCUGUUUAAUGUUCUUUUUUUUUAAGUUUUGCCUUCCUGAACUAAUCUGAAGUGUAUAAACAAUGUAAAUUAUCCAAUUUAAAAGCAUCACAGUCUACCUUACCAGACAACCCAUGACAAUGCCUUCCUGGUUCUAAACAGCAUGCAGUACAACCUGAUGAAUGUUCUGCCUAGUCGACCUACAUAUUUAGAUGAAGCUGACUUAUGUAGCCAACCAAUUGGCAAACACUGAUUUUGUGCUUCCAAUGCAAUAGAUUAUGCUCCCAUUUUUUAACACAGUGUAUCACCAUUGGUGAUCCUGGCGUGCCAGCUGUUUAUUAAAUGUCAUUGCUUAUACCAGACUGA